AUGGUCAUUAAUUUUGAUAAAUCAUCCAUUUUAUUUAGCAAUAACUUGGAUCCUUCUUACUGUGACACUCUUAGUCACAUUCUUGGUGUAAAUAAUAUGGACAGUAAUGAGAAAUAUCCGGGAUCUCCACUUCUUAUAGGUAAAUCAAAAGUUAACUCCUUUGAAGAAAUCAACAUUGCAUUUGAAAGAAGACUUGCUAAUUGGCAAGGUGAGACAAUGUGUCAAGCUGGCAGAGGCCCUAUGAUGAAAGCUUUUCUCAAUGCUGUCCCAUUAUAUCAAUUGAGUACUUUUAAGAUCCCAAAAAAAUUGAUUAAGAAGCUGGAUACAUUGCAGAGGAAGUUCUUCUGGGGUUAUAAGUCCAAUAGAGGUAAAAAUUGUCAAGAAGCUCAAGGUUCAUCAACAAGUAACGUUGGAUACUAUAAAUCAAUCUCUAAAAGAGAUAUAUAUGGUGUUUACAAUAGAAGAGAAAACACGUUAUACAAACGUGUUGUCAGGGAGGAGGAAAAAUGA
Molecule: messenger RNA, 510 nt
Organism: Papaver somniferum (opium poppy)
Lineage: Eukaryota; Viridiplantae; Streptophyta; Magnoliopsida; Ranunculales; Papaveraceae
Exons: 1
Coding region: 1-510 (169 amino acids)
Source: RefSeq, a predicted model, not a curated record